Messenger RNA from Halteromyces radiatus, 900 nucleotides. RefSeq lists its product as uncharacterized. Lineage: Eukaryota; Fungi; Mucoromycota; Mucoromycetes; Mucorales; Cunninghamellaceae. Bases 1 to 900 code for a protein of 299 amino acids. The record is from RefSeq and is a predicted model, not a curated record. The transcript is spliced from 2 exons.
AUGACGACUGAUCAACAACAAAACAUCAAUGCAUCCACCUCAACCUUAGAUCAUAAAGAAAUUGAUUAUUCAGAGGAUGAAAUGACUCCAGAAGAAAAAAAACAACAACGGAAGAAAGUGAUCAAAUUUGUUCUCGAUCAAGUUUUAGCAAUGGUUAUCAUGCUCACUAUCGAUGUGGGAAUCCCUUUAGGUCUGUAUUAUGCAACAAGAGAUAAAGUUGGCUAUGUAGUUGCUCUUGUCAUUGGUGGUAUUCCUCCUUUCUUACACGUUCUUUACAAGUUUUGGAAAAAACGUACACUGGAUAUCGUUGGUUGCAUCUUUGUUGCCUCUUUUAUUGGAUCCGCCAUUCUUUCUUUGAUCACUGGUGAUGCUCGUAUUGCUUUAUUCCGUGAUGCUACAGUAGAUAUCUUGAUUGCAUUUAUCUUUCUAGUGACCUUACUUCCUAUUCAUACUAGAUGGGUAAAUCUACAACCACUUUGUUAUCUGAUUACAGCUCAAAUGUUAAGUGAAGCCCCUCCAAUGAAAUGGGUAACGGAGAAAGAAUCGGGUGAACCAGAAGAACAUAGUCAGCCUAUGGCGGAAUGGAUGUGGGAGCAAGUCUCUUUCUUCAGAAAGUUUUGUUACAUCUUGACGAUAUUAUGGGGCGUAGUCAUGUUGACAGAUUUUACUAUCAAGGCGGUAUUGAUUUUAGGAACCACAAUGUCGAUAGAUCAAUUGGUGGUGGUCAAUAACAUUUUACAAAUAGUCAUCACUGUUGUCAUGACCAGUGGAAGUAUGAUUGCCUGUGGAUUUAUGCACAAACAUGUGUCUGCCCGUAUGAAAGAAUGGAAAAAGACCCAUGUUACACCUGAAAAAUAUGCUAAGAAAACGAUACCUCUAACUACCACUGAAGAAGUAUGA